Molecule: messenger RNA, 619 nt
Organism: Labeo rohita (rohu)
Lineage: Eukaryota; Metazoa; Chordata; Actinopteri; Cypriniformes; Cyprinidae
Product: lysine-specific demethylase 5B-B
Exons: 3
Coding region: 13-288 (91 amino acids)
Source: RefSeq, a predicted model, not a curated record
GCAAAGGCAGUCAUGAAGGCAUUUCCUAAAUUGCCUAACAUGGAAUUUGGGACUACUCCAAAAGAGAUGGCACAGGAACGUACAGCUUUGGUACUUCAAGCUUCAGUGUUUGACGCAGAGAACGAUUGUUCCAUGUGUUCAAAACGCAACCCGCCAUGUCCAGGGCCUUCCAUUAAAUGGAUUCAGUGCGACAGCUGUAACCGAUGGUUCCAUGAUCAGUGUGUGCAGAGGGACACACCACAGCUUGAAGAUGGGGAUCCCCGGGAAUGCUGUUUCUGCAAAGCUUAAUCCAGAAAUUAGAGGUGGAGGGCUGGAUUCUGAAAUUGUAACAGGCAUUGAGAGACGAGAGGCGAGUGGAUCCAUACGCAAGCUUUUAUUACAAGGGCGAGACUAAGACAUGGUCGUACAGGCAGGGUGAAGCAGGAGCAGACAGGAAUAUCACAGGCAAUCGUAGAGAAUAAUCCAAAACAAGCGAAAGUCCAAAAGGCAGGCGGCUAAACAGUCCAAACGAGAUAACCAGGCGGGAGAAACAAAACACUGGAAACUAGGAACUCGGAACAAGAAACUAGGAACGAUAACAAUGGGAAUACAACAAUACAACAAUCUGUGACUUGCACUG